Molecule: messenger RNA, 1934 nt
Organism: Ectocarpus sp. CCAP 1310/34
Lineage: Eukaryota; Phaeophyceae; Ectocarpales; Ectocarpaceae
Source: the annotation of a GenBank genome assembly
UGGCGUGAUCACACCGCCAGGUUUGUAACCACCACCGGCUUCGCACCGUCAAGAAAGAAUCCAUUUCGUUCAGGCAAUAUCUAUUGUUAGCCUUGUUGCCGGCAGGAAUAUUUCCCAACAGACGAAGAGCUUUGUCUUUGAGGACACACGCAAGUUCUCUGCCAAAGAGCGGCGUCAAGAAGAGAGCCAGCCUACCUCCCGAUGUCAUCAUCCCAGAGCGAGGGAGCCAAAGACUUCCUCGAUAGGUUUGUCACCUUCGUCGCUGGCACCUACCGCAACGACAAGUGCAUCAAGCUGCUGGGGUACUCCUUAUCUACGAUCGCUCAGAUUAUUCGAUACCGGAAUGGUGGAAAGGACACCCGAAGAUCAGAGGGUCUUAACCAGCUGUAUGGGGCCCUGUCCUCAGCCCGCGUGAUUUUUCGGAUGCAGGGCACGGCUGAGGCCGUGUGGGAGCUAAAGCACCUGUCCGGCGCAGACGGGUGGGACGAUGUCAGGAUCCGACCGUUGGCGCGACUGCAAGCCUUGACCAAUGUGUUUUACCACCCGAUGGAGGAAGUCGCUCUGGCGGGGGGCAUCGCACCGAAGCUCUUUCCGGUGGACCAGGCGUGGUGGUGGGCGAGAUCUGAUUGGGCAUGGCUUGCCUUCUGCAUCAUCGACAUGUACAUGAACGUGCUCAAGGGGAGAGAGCUACGGAGGCGAGAGGAAGGCGUACGGAAAAAACUCAGGGAUUGUGCGGAAUCUGAGACCGCCGGGCUGCGACAAGCGCUGUCCCAGAUCGCCGCGAGCAAGAGACAAGUGGCGUUGCAGCAAUUGCGGAUGGUGUUCUACCUUCCCAACGCCGUUCACUGGGCGUUCAUUAAGCCCCCUGUGCACCCGCUAGUCGUGGCCGCGCUGGGCUUGGGGGAGGCAGCGGUUGGAGUGGUCCAGGCUUUCCCGCCUGCGAGUCGAUAGGUUUUUUGCCACGGUUGUGUGUGUGGAUGGCUCGUUGGGUGUGUGUGGGGUGCUUGUUGCGAGAACCCCACAAGAGAGCGGGACGGGCCCGGCUACAUAGCGAUCUCCAAAAUGUGUGAGGUAAGACAAUUCUGGCACUAGGAGCGGGACUGACGCGGACGUCGUGGUUUGCGCUACUAUGCAUACAUCCGAUGGAGCGACGCCUUCGGAAGUUUCACUGAUGUUCUUUUUUGUCCCGAUUCCGGUGGCGCCGGGGAGACUGAGCAGGGGUGUUCAUCAGUGUUUUUGACAAGGUCUUCGUGGGGUGUAACUUCUUGUUGGCUCAUACUUAGUAUACUCUAGUGUGAUAUUUCUCGGGUUACUGUUACUUUGCCGUGGACGUAUGGUGAUUUUCUUGUUCCUCACAGAUUGACACAGCUGUAUGUGUGUACCCGCGUUAUUCGUGAAGUGUGACCAUAACCUGCGGUAUUUCAAGACCUCGAGGCUUUGAAAACUAUCCAUAUCGUAGGUCUCGAGGCGGUGUUGGCGCUGCACCAGUUUCUGGGGCACACAAUGGGGCCGCGUUGAAGGUAGUCUUGAACUGCCAUUCGAUUCUCUCUCUACCGCUUUCUGUACAUAUGCUGGUGAGCUGAUCUAGAAAAAUUUGUUUUUGGUGCACAUUUCGUAAACCGAUGGCACUCCAUUGCGUUGGGUGGGAGCACAUUUGUGGUCCCCCAGGUUUAGGCUAUUGUGGCGCGGAAGGGGUUCUGAAAGCGUGAGUGGGGGGUGACAAGCGCGGCUGCGUCUAACUUCUUUGAGAGCAGGCAGGCGUCGUAAGCACGAACACUGUAUGAUCGUGGGUGUGUUCCUGGAUAGGUUUGACGGUGUCAUGAUUGCAAAACGGGGUGCCCCAUGUGUGUUGCCGUAUCCCCUGCCGCUGCUGUGAGCUUGCAAUCAACGAGCUGCCUCUGUUCCUCAUUGAAAAAUCUCGACCAGCAAGUGUA